This is a messenger RNA of Rhizophagus irregularis DAOM 181602=DAOM 197198, 888 nucleotides long. Lineage: Eukaryota; Fungi; Glomeromycota; Glomeromycetes; Glomerales; Glomeraceae. The record is from RefSeq and is a predicted model, not a curated record.
AUAAUAAAUUAAGUAGAGACAAACUACUUUUCUUAUGUCUUCUUUUAGGAUACUACACUUUAAGGAGGCAAGGUCAUUUCCAUGAACUAAAAAAUUCAUUCCCAUCUGGAGUGUUACUUAAUGCACUUGAAGACUAUAAAGAUGAAACUUUACCUUCAAACACCAAAGACCAAAUGUAUAGUGGCAUUAUGAUCUUAAUCCAGCACAAUGCUGCUCUGAUGCAGUUUGAUUGGCUCAUUAUUUUUACAAUUGCGUCUGAAGUUGAUCCUAAUUUUUCUUUCAUUGAUCGGUUGAAAUUUUUAAAGUAUACUGAUGAGGAUUUAUCGAAAUUUAUUCAAGGAUUAAAAAUGGUCAAACCUUACAUGGAUGGCAUUGAACCCGAAAUUUACAUUAAACUUGCCAAGUGGUUAAUUCGAUUAUGUAAUGAUAUGGAUUACCUUUUUCCGCUUUGGAAUGAAAUUCUUUUCCAUAACAACAAAAUUGAUAAAAUUAUUUUUAAGAGUUUUAAUGACCGACUUCGAGAAUUUAUCUCUCAUGAUGAUGCUGUUGACUUAGAACAUCAUUUUAAGAGAGUUCCAGCUGAUUAUCGAUUUGAUGUGUCUGAAGUUUUCCGAUCUCAUGCUUUGUUUUUACUUGAAGGUUUGGACAGAAAUUGGACAAAGGAAAAUAUCACUGCUAUUACAACACUUCUUCAUGAUGAUAGACUAUAUUGGACUAGAGAGGAUGUUAUUUUAUCAUUAGAUUUGGUAUCUCAGUCUAGCACUUUAGAAUUAUUAAACAUAUUUCCAGAAAUUUUAGAUGAGUGGUUCCGUAAUGAUUUUUCUGAUAAAGAGAAGAAAAUACCAAAAAUCUGUAUAACUUGGUUUAAUAAUCUUUUACCCAAACUUG